This is a messenger RNA of Abrus precatorius (Indian licorice), 1526 nucleotides long. RefSeq lists its product as uncharacterized. Lineage: Eukaryota; Viridiplantae; Streptophyta; Magnoliopsida; Fabales; Fabaceae. The record is from RefSeq and is a predicted model, not a curated record. The transcript is spliced from 6 exons. The coding region runs from base 95 to 1084 and encodes 329 amino acids. Gene Ontology annotation, cellular component: plastid-encoded plastid RNA polymerase complex.
AAAAUUUGAUGACACCGGGCACUUUUGCUUCUAUCUUAUCCUCUUUCAGUUUCAGUUACGAACCAUCUCUCUCCUUAAACCCUCAAAACCCACUAUGACUACUACCACUGCCUCAACCUUCUUCUUCUUCUCAUCUCCCCCAUCACCAUUCCUCUCUCGCAAUUCCCAACCACCACACUCCUUUUUCCCUUUCACACCCAAACCACUCUCCAAAAUUUCUCUUCUCACCCAUCCUCUCUCUAGGUCUCGCCGUAACCCUUUCCUCACUCGCGCCGAUGACGACGACACCGACGCCGCCGGCCCCGACCACUACGAUAUGGACGAAGAUGAAAUGGAGGAUCUCGACAACAAAAAGGACUUCGACGUCGAGUACGACCCCCUUGUCCCCGCCGCUUCCGUCGACGACGACGACAUUGCCAUGGUGCGGAGUGAGAGCUUCGUCUCCACGCAGGGUUGGGACUCCGACACCGUCGUCGACUACAAAAUCAACGAAGAUGAGUUCCACAAGAUCAGCUUGCUCGAUUGCGAUUUCUUCAUUCGCAAGCCCCCUGACCCUGACAACGACGUCUAUGAUUUCAGAGAGAUGUAUGUUACUCCUCCAGAUACGGAUGUUUAUUCAAUUCCCAAGGUUCUCGCUCCAAUGCCUCAGAAGUACAUUAGAUGCGCGCAAAGUGAUUUUGGAAGCUACAAUGUGACAGAGCCACCUAUUGAUGCACCUCGAGAUCCCCUCUAUAAAACCGAGAGGGAGAUCCUGAAGGUGUACUUGACAAAACACUACAAAAAUCGGAGGCUGGGUGAUCCUGAAUUUGUGCUAGAUUUUGAAGAGAUUUAUGUUAUUGAUUCCAAAACCAAGUCAAUUACCAGAGCCAAAGUUUUGGUAACAGCUCCUGGAGGGAGAACUAGAGAUAGAACGAGCGACUUGCUUGUUAUAGCUGAUCGUGGGAAGUCCUUCAAAAUAAUACACACGAGUGAAAGAGACGAUCCCACGACUGUCAUAGAAAGGGAAGAGUGGGCUAGUAGCAGAGAAGAAAUGGAGAGGCAUCUUAGAAAGUUAAGAGACUUCAGCAUUUCGAAUUGGUUUUGAUUUUUAAGCUGGUAUUUGAAGACUGCUCCAUGGGUAUGUACAGCAUGAUGUGGAGAUCGAGCUGCGCAUGUAUACAAGCAAUUAGACUUGAUCUUUCAUUUUUGACAUUGUAUCCACGUCGCUUGAUCGUAUGUAUAUUUUGUUGUAAGUUGUAACUUGUUAAGGAUGCGGCUGUUGGAAUUAAUUAAUCCAUGAGAGAUAUCUGCCACUAUACUGUGAUGACCUACACUUGACCGUUCUCUCUAUUUGGAUACCUUGGAUUUUGCGCCAAACUCUGAUCAAACCUAUUUGAAUGAAGAAUAUAUAUUUUUGUUUCUUCUCUGAUGCAUGUAUAUGAGUAUAUCUAAUGAACGCAUGUAAUCACUAUUCAAUCUUCAAAGCAGUGACUCUAGGGCGUGCAUGUUAGAUGGGGACAUGAGGUGGACGGUAUGAAGGUAUCUAU